CUGGAGCACCACACACUGCUCGCUCUGGCAAAGCAGCACACUUGGUCCUUGCUCGCGUCGCGUAGUGCAUUAUUAUUAUUUUUUAUUGCAGUUCUAAUGUCGGAGAAUUUUUUCGUGUACUGCAAAUGCGCUUUGUACUUUUAUUUGCAUCGGCUACUCGUCAUAUGAUGAAGGUGUUACUAAUGCAAGGCUUUUUUUUAGUUUAUUUUUCUCCUCUUUUACAUGAAAUAUUUAAAUUCCUAUUUGUUGCCGCUGCUACUUCUCAGUGCACAUGUGACUACCAGCAUCGCACAAUCUCCGCACUUGCAAAGGCAAGCGCCAUCAAUGCAAACAACUGGCAGCCACUUAUUUCUAUCCAUUAUAUUGUCCGCCGCGCUUGUAAAAUACAAUCUUAAAAUCCGGAUAUACCACCCACACUCUCGCAUAUGUCCAGUAUAUUAUGACAAGUGCAGGCAAGUGAAAAAUGUUGCUUUUUUGGCUUUUUAUAUAUGGUCGGUGCAAUACGACCAAGUACAAAACUUGUUUGAAAUGACGUAUGUGCAUGCAAUUCGGAUACAUGAAAGGAUCUUUUAGUAUGUGUCACUCAAAUUGCUUGUCUGCCGAUUGCUUUUUUUUUU
Kickxella alabastrina is the source of this 617-nucleotide messenger RNA. RefSeq lists its product as uncharacterized. The record is from RefSeq and is a predicted model, not a curated record. The transcript has a single exon. NCBI's taxonomy places the organism in Eukaryota, Fungi, Kickxellomycota, Kickxellomycetes, Kickxellales, Kickxellaceae. Bases 223 to 573 code for a protein of 116 amino acids.